Molecule: messenger RNA, 1508 nt
Organism: Drosophila montana
Lineage: Eukaryota; Metazoa; Arthropoda; Insecta; Diptera; Drosophilidae
Exons: 4
Coding region: 466-1026 (186 amino acids)
Source: RefSeq, a predicted model, not a curated record
CUCAGUGCACAGCUUGGUGGCCAGGCGAACGGACCUACCACGCUGCAAGGAUAACGCGCGCCGGGAAACUGUUGCCGGAUAAACAUAUAUAUAUAUUUUCUAGUUUUUUAUUCUGUUUUUUUGUCUUUACUGAAGUGUAAACAACAUAAUACUCUGUAUAUACGUACACAGACUACUAAGGGGAGCAUCGAGCUAUAAAGUACAAACAGAACAAAAUAGAAAACAUUUCAGUGGCAACAAUUGCAGCUUACAGAAUCGGAUCGGAGGCGACGAUUUCUGUUUGUUUCCAAAGCUGGAUGCCAAACUGAACUUCGACUUAAUAUAAAGUACAAUCCAUACAAGAAAAUGUUCCACAACAAGCGAUGCCAUAAACUAGCUAAAUAAGUUCAAAGAGUGUCUCGAAACUAAAUACCAAAUAAGAAGAACAUAGAAAUCCGAUAAGCCAGGGAAACUAAGGAGCUCAGAAUGCAUCAGGUGCUCAGUUAUGAGACGGCUGUGAGGGCCAACAGCAGCUCGCGCGAUUAUCGCGAAUAUGUGACAAAACGCACCUGCGCCUCACUUCUGCUCACCAUUGGCUUCUUCAUGCUCAUCUCAGGCUAUUUGCUCGGCAAUUUCGUGACGGAACGCAAAUAUUACAUACGUCAGCUGCUCACAAAAAAGGCAAUCAAGCUUGACGAUGGCAGCGGAGGCGAUGGCGACAGGUAUGUGCAGCUGAAUAGCGCGGAUUAUGGAAAUUUACAGGAACUGCGCGCUUAUCAGAAGAACAAGGACCAACUGCUGGCUGCCGCCCAGGUGCUGAACAAGCUGCUGCAACAGGACGAGAGCGAAAUAUAUUUGGCCACAUCCUUGAACACGGAAAUCUUCAACAAAUACAUCAGUUGCACACAGGACAUACCGCCGAAUACGGACAUUAAGGCCAGUCAGUUUAUAGAACAGCUAAUUGACAAUACCAUAGCCAGGCAGCGGGAUUGCAUGCGGAUUAUUCAGGUGGUAAUCGAUAAUCAUUUGGCCAACAGUCAACUUUAAUCCCAAUGGACAUAAGAAAAGUUUUCACACGCAGUCAGCGCAGGUGGGCGUUCUGUGGCGCCUCAGGCGUCAGCCAUUGGAUGUUGUGGGUGUGCACGGGAGGGGGAGGUCGACGCAGAGCUAAUCACCUAAGGAACAGCAAAGCUCACAACUUAACCAAAUUAAUUUCUUUUUGUUUUUUGGAGUUUUGUUUUUGAAAUAUGUAAAGCAAAGUGCGCAGAGCUGAUGCAACAAAAUAAAUAAAGAAAAUAAAUUAUUGGACAAGAUUUAUGAUAUUAUUAGUUGUAUCGACACUUUGUUACAUAAAAACCAAACAGGUCAAUUUCGGGACAGGGCUGGGCUGGGCUGGGCUAACUGGCCCCAAACACAUUCAUAAUUAAUGGUUUCCACUUGGCAUUUUGUUGUUUAUGAGUGUUGCCCGCAAAUUCACAUCAUUAUUGAUUGCGUUUUUUAUUGGUGUGAAAUAAAUAUAAUAACGUAAC